This is a messenger RNA of Pseudocercospora fijiensis CIRAD86, 1103 nucleotides long. RefSeq lists its product as uncharacterized. NCBI's taxonomy places the organism in Eukaryota, Fungi, Ascomycota, Dothideomycetes, Mycosphaerellales, Mycosphaerellaceae. The transcript is spliced from 4 exons. The record is from RefSeq and is a predicted model, not a curated record. The annotation marks the transcript as partial.
UCUCGAUCUGGACAGCUCCCGCCGAGCACGAGCGCUCUUGCGCAAGAAACCUGAAGCAACCAACGACGCCCGCUGCCGAGCUGAGCCUGAGCCUCGUCCAACUUGCGCCCGGCUGAAGCAAGGCGCGGAGAGGACUACAGCACCUAACGUGCAGUAGUCAGAGCACAGCAACACAGCUCGACAGCUCGACAGCUCGAGCUUUGCUUGCUGCUGCCGCUGUCCUGACCAGAGCCGGGGUGCUCUUUUCUGCAAUGCCUCCGAGAACCACCACCACCAACACCCUGACUGGCCAGUUUUCGCUGAGUCAAAGCGCCGAUAACGAUGUUACUUGCCCUCUGCAAAACAGCGACGGUAGUCACUGCAGGAAGCGAUGCCUCGGCGAGAAGAAGUACCGCUCGAUGCAAGAGCAUAUCCGCCGAGCCCAUCCCGAGUACUACAUCCCCAAGCUGCCGGCCACCAAGGAGAGCUUCGAGUUGAUGAUCAAUUCCCCUCCUCACGAGCGCCCCGAGAUUGAUCCCAACCACGCCAACCAUAACCGUGGCCAGCACAAUUACACACAACAGCAGCUCUCUGAUCCGUCAGGAUUUGCGAACCCCUUGAGCGGUGGACAUGAUGGUGGCUAUUACAGCAUCGCCGACGCCGAGGCCCAGGCGAUAUACAAUGGCUUUGAAGCCGGCCGAGGAUCGGCUGAAUAUCGCAGAGGCUCGCUGAUACCGGCCGCCUCUGCCGCCCAGGCCCUCGCACAGCUGCACUACCAGCACAAGGCAGAGUCAGACUGGCAUCAGGAUGACGGCUUGGCACAGAAUUCCUACGGCUUCGGGAACGAUGACUUCAAGAGCUCUCACCUCACCGUCGACCCUGCUUUGGAAGAUGCAAGCUUCAUGGCGGGUCAAGCGUAUCCAGCCACACUGGCUGGUGAGCAGUCUAGUCUUCUCCCCGGCCUAGCCCGUUCGCCUGACAGAGCGAACGCUCUGCCGCCCAUGCAGCGCAGCUUGUCAAGAUCAGGCCCGAUGAACAGGGCUCGAAAGUCCAGCUUGACCCAAGCCAGACUCGGUAAGCAUGAGCGUCGAAAGUCGAACGAGUACAAGAGGCGUAGCGGCGAC